UGCUUCCACCUAUUGGUUAAAACUAUCAUCAAUUUCAGUAUGUCCUUUUCCAAUUCGGGCACAAACUUUCCAAUAAUAUGCCCAUUAAUAAACUGCAACCUUGAAGGAGAAAACAAGCUUGAAAAAGAAUAAGAAAAUAACAGGUGUAUCCUACAUAUUUGCCAUGGUGAAGGAGGGUAAGGGACUGCUCAGCGGCUCAAAGGAAACAUGUUUGUCCUUUGUUUUGUGUUCCCUUGUAGUGGAUGGCUGCAUUAUUCCUGAACGAUUAUGUCGCACCUGUUGUUGUUCAGUGUUACUAGCUACCGCUAGGCUAAUGUUUCUAAAACAGACUAUGUUUAUUUGUAUAUUGAGAGCCGUUACAAUGUACCAAAUGCCAUGAUAUUGAAUGCAUUGUUAUAUUGUGUCAAUUAUCGGAAGUUGCACCUCAGGUAUGACCCAUGGAAGCAGAAGGGAAUUUAUAUAAUGACCAACCCAGUUAAAAAGGUGAGAAGAGCAGACAAACUACUCCAGAAGUUAAAGGGACCAGACAACAAAGAAUCACAUGAUCUCAGGAAACUACUGUCCCUGCUUGAAACUAAUGCUCACAGACACCAGGUGGCAGUAUUGAGUCAGUCAUGUAAGGUCCGCAACAGUGGAGGAAGAUCCCAGACCAUUCUCCAGCUAAAUACUGCCAGCAACAAUAGGAGUCAGAUUCACAUAACCUCUGAAGAUCAUGAGCUGGAGAAAUUCAGUGCAACAUACAGAAAUCAACAUUGUUUCAACAGUCAUCCUCAACAUAAGCUUUUUUUGGAGAUCCUUACCUCUUUGGUCAAGAACAGACUGUGCAGUGACUGGGUCGAACAUGCACCACCUGAGUCUGUCCUUAGAGUACUCAUCUGUCUACGAUUGCUCGUAAGAGAACCACUUUAUCAGAGAGUUUUUCAUCAACUCCAAGGUGUUGAUCUUCUCGCAAGGUACAUGGAGUUGGUGUGCAGCAGUUAUCUGGGGUGUGGAGAGCAGACAUUUGCCAUGGAGAAGUUGGUCACCAUGACGUAUAUGUUUCAGAAACUGUCUGCAGUGGAGGACCAAAGGCAGUGGGUUAUUGAGAGUGGCGCUCAUAAGACCCUGGUAAAGCUCCUAUCAACACGUGACAGCAGUGUAUUACUAGGUGCCCUCCUAGCACUCACCUCAUUGGCUGAGAGUUCAGAAUGCAAGAAGACGAUAGGAGAGUUGUCAAUCGUGGAGAAUCUUCUUGUUAUACUACAAGAUUAUGACUUACUGUCCAAAAGGAUGAGUGCAGAGUUGCUGCGGCUGCUUUCCCCGGUGCGGCAGGUGCGGGAGCAGGUGAGGGAGUGCGAGGGCCUGCCGGUGCUGCUCAGCCUGCUGCACAGGGAGCACCUGAAGCUGCUGUGGAGCGUAGUGUGGGUCCUGGUCCAGCUGUGUGAGGAGCCAGACACGAGCGCCGAGAUACGCACCUGGGGAGGGGUGCAACAGCUGCUUCACAUCCUCGACAGUGAGCGGGCGUACGUUUCGGACCGCUCCUCUAUCGAGGCCCUCUGCAGCGCCAAUGCAGCGGGACGCAUCCAGAGACAGCACGUCAGUGAGGAGCUCAGUCCACAGGAGGAUGUGGACGACACCAUGUCUCUACAGUCAGCAUGCUGUGCGGCUCUGAAUGAGCUCGUUUUGGAUGACACCACUGCACAUCAGGUGGUUCAGGAGAAUGGGGUCUAUGUAAUUGCGAAAUUGAUUCUGCCACAAAGCUUUCGCAAUGGACCAAAAGCAAUAUCCCUACAGUGCUAUGCAUUUCGGACCCUACGUUUCCUCUUCAGCAUGGAAUGUAACCGACAUCUAUUUAAAAGGCUCUUUCCUACAGAUUUAUUUGAGCUGUUCAUUGAUGUUGGACAUUAUGUGAGAGACAUCACUGUCUAUGAAGCACUUCAAGCAAAAGUUUCUCUCUACACUCAGGAGGAAUUGGACAGCCUGAGGGAGAAUAUUGAGACUAUCGACCAGAACCGCCCUCCUCUGAGAGUGAUCAAUGGCUACUCCAUACUGGACCAUCUAGGCACUGGGGCAUUCGGCAGUGUGUUCAAGGUGAGGAAACAGAGUGGUCAGAACCUUCUGGCUCUGAAGGAAGUGAAUCUCCACAACCCUGCCUUCGGUAAAGAUAAGAAGUCCAGAGACAGCAACGUGGAGAAGAUAGUGUCUGAGCUCACCAUCAUUAAGGAACAGAUGACCCAUCCAAAUGUUGUCAAAUAUUACAAGACAUUCUUGAAAGGUGACAGGCUAUACAUUGUCAUGGAGUUGAUAGAAGGUGUUCCCCUCUGGGACCAUUUCAACUCUCUGAAAGAGAAGGAGCAGCAAUUCACAGAGGAGAGACUUUGGAACAUAUUCAUCCAGAUGUGUCUGGCUUUAAGGUACCUGCACAAGGAGAAGAGGAUCGUCCACCGAGACCUCACUCCUAAUAACGUCAUGCUGGGAGAGAGGGACAAAGUCACUAUCAGUCAGUCAAUCACCGUUGUCCUUUUCAUGCUCUAUUUCUCUCUCCUCAUGGCAUCUUCUACUAAAACCAGAGGCACACCUGACUUUGGGCUGGCUAAACAGAAACAGGAGAACAGCAAGCUAACAUCAGUGGUUGGGACCAUACUGUACUCCUGUCCAGAGAUAGUGAAGAGUGAGCCAUAUGGGGAGAAGGCUGAUGUCUGGGCUAGCGGAUGUAUCCUCUACCAGAUGGCCACACUGAGGCCUCCAUUCUACAGCAGCAACAUGCUCUCCCUCGCCACCAAGAUUGUGGAGGCAGUCUAUGAACCAGUGGAGGAAGGCAUUUUCUCAGAGAGAGUCACAGACAUGAUUAAAUGCUGCCUGACAACCGACGCAGACUUGCGUCCAGACAUUGUGGAAGUCAGCUCCAAGAUCUCUGACAUCAUGAUGAGGUUCAUGGACAGUUUGUAUACUUCCCAGAAUGCUUUGGAGAGGAGGGCAGAGCGAGACAGGAAGCGAGCACAGAAGUACUUCCUGGAGAGCCAUCGGGGCAGGGGCAGCUGCUGCCACUCCUCUAAAGACCAGGAGAAAACCAGUACUAGGACUGACUCUGAUGAGUCCAUGGUACCAUAUUUCUCUUUAGGCCACAGCUCAAAUCAAAGCAAAAAAAUACACAGCCAAGGUAAAUCUUUCUUGGAUUAUAUGGCCAUAAUUAAUGUUUCUCAUAACAUUUGCUACCAUCUUGAUUAUGAUCUAUGUGUUUAUAUAGAUAAUGGCUCAGAUAAAGAUCUAGAUCCCUCUCACACCAACAUCUCCACUGUCUCGGGGUAUAAAGACGCUGGGCCGAUAAAGAGUAGUGUCGGUGCUUCUGUGGUAGAUGAACCAAACUUAGCUGGUGGUGAGUUUGCUGUUCCGAAGCCAAAACCUCGACCAGUGUCAGCAGGAAUCUGUGUGUCUCAGAGGAAGGUUCGGCAGAUUGAUGAUCCCGUCCAAAGACUCCUGGUACAACUGCAUAAGAUCAUUUACAUCACUCAGCUUCCCCCAGCUCUUCAGCACAGUGUCAAACGGCGGGCGAUUGAGAGAUUCAAAAAGUCCCUGUUCCACUACGAAAGCAGUCCCUACAAUCUCAAGGUGGAGCUUAACAAGCUGCUUCAGGGGUCUCCAGAGCUAAUGGAGUCAGGCUCUGCCAGCUCAGACUGGUGGUCUCUGGUCCAGUCUUUUGGAGGAGACCAUCUAGGUGCUGCCAAGCAAGCAGGGUUGGGUGAUAUGGAAAAUGGUGAUCUCAAGGAGGGAAUCAGCUAUGAGCAGAUGCAGGCCAUUAUAGAGGAGGUUCUGGAGGAGAAUGGAUACUACAACGCAAUGAGGAUUGACCAGGGUGCAACAGGGGCAAACAAGUGACCUUCAUCCUUAUAAAUCAUAUCUUCAUUGGCAUGCUAGUGUUUUGCAGUCACACUGUCGAAAUGGGCUAGCACUACAUUUCUUUGAGAGGCUGAUAACCUUGAGAAGGAAGUAGAUCAAUGAUACACAGUCUGCAUAAAGGGGAAGUGUUUCACGACAGGCUCAAACAGACAAAUAGUACUGAUUUCGGGUCAAAGAAAUCAGUCAUACGUCUUCAAGACAUAUGCAUAUUAGACUAUUUAUGGCCUAUGAAAUUGAAGCUGUAUGGUCACUUGGAGUUUUUCCUCUUUGAGUUUGCACUGAGCUAAUGUACUCAUGCAUUGAUCAUAUGUACAAAUCUAUACAGAUUCUAGGGUCUUUCUCAGUGUUGUGUGAGGUUUGUGUGGUUAUUUUGUGAUCUCUCUCUCUCAGGUUACACUUUCUUUAACUCUAAGUAGACUCAGGAUAGGGAUAUUACUGCUUUAUCUCUGGUAUUGUCUGACCUGCAUCAGACGGCCUGUUCCUAAUGUCGCUAUACAAUGACGUGUUUGUUGUUGUUGUUGUUGUUGAGGACUUUUGCACAGUUAAAUAGUCUACUUCCAGAUGAUAUUCUAUGUUAAAUGUUAUUAAUUGUACAUUUUGUUUCUAAACAGCUAUGCUUUGAGGAAAUCUCAGGUGAAGCGAGAUGCACUUUCUACCUAUGUUUAACUUUCUUCAGACAGGUAUCCGUGUCCUCAGGUCUGUGUGUUAAUAGAAACUAUUGCAUGUAUUUCCAUUACAUGGGAAAUAAAUCUAUUGCUGUGGAGAAUUCUGUU
Oncorhynchus nerka (sockeye salmon) is the source of this 4649-nucleotide messenger RNA. RefSeq names its product NIMA-related kinase 10. Gene Ontology annotation, biological process: regulation of cell cycle G2/M phase transition; positive regulation of MAP kinase activity; protein phosphorylation. The record is from RefSeq and is a predicted model, not a curated record. Gene Ontology annotation, molecular function: protein binding; ATP binding; protein serine/threonine kinase activity. The coding region runs from base 376 to 3855 and encodes 1159 amino acids. The transcript is spliced from 32 exons. NCBI's taxonomy places the organism in Eukaryota, Metazoa, Chordata, Actinopteri, Salmoniformes, Salmonidae.